Anguilla anguilla (European eel) is the source of this 3451-nucleotide messenger RNA. It is a transcript of the gene nufip2, whose product is annotated as nuclear FMR1 interacting protein 2. Gene Ontology annotation, molecular function: RNA binding. NCBI's taxonomy places the organism in Eukaryota, Metazoa, Chordata, Actinopteri, Anguilliformes, Anguillidae. The record is from RefSeq and is a predicted model, not a curated record. Gene Ontology annotation, cellular component: cytoplasmic stress granule; nucleoplasm. The transcript is spliced from 4 exons. The coding region runs from base 436 to 2436 and encodes 666 amino acids.
UGGGGCUCUCGAACCUAAGAUUAUUUUGUUUACAAGAACUCUUCUCUAUUGCAGUAGCAUUGCUUUCUUCACAUUUAUAAUAACAUCUCACUAUCAGAAGAGUAUUUCUUGACGGGCUUGGUCUUCUUGAAAAUGUGUGGUGCAACCGAAGCGAAUGAAAUUACCAAUUCUCUUAUCACCUAUCCUCUUAUCCUUUUGAAGUGCUAAACUGACCGAGACCAAAGGAGAUGGUUGCACAGUCGGACUGCUGACGUUUCUACUCAACUUUACCUUAGCAGGCGGCGGAACGUACUAACUACAAGUGGCUGUGGGGCCGCGCUGGUUUCCCUGAAAUCGCUGGCGUUGAUUGGGCGGUACAGCAGUCUCUACAUUACUCGUUCAGUGCGCCAGAGUGCACACUGGUUGGAGCCGGAGAGUGUCCCUUAUUACACUUAAAUGGAGGAACGGCCCAGCGAUCGGGCACACGAAAAACGCUAUCACCAUGGAGGAGAGAGGAGCUCAAGCCGCACAAAAACAUCGCUGAAAAAUGAUCCAAGCCAGUGCCAGCACCAGGAAACGCAGACGAAGAAAACAGGCAAUGGAAGAAUAAACGGAAGUGCUGUGGAGAGGGAGUGUGCCACGCGUCCUGCCAGCGAUUCCGUGGGCGUCGCCUAUUCCGCCAACGCCAAUGGCCACCAGGCGCAGCUAGACGCCGCCUGGAAGCCGAAGCAGUCCGGGAGGGCCCCGCCCGCCAUCUCUAAGCCGGGGAGCAGAGGCGGCGUCGGCUACCGGAACGGCAUCAUGGGCAGCCGGAACGACCGCUCGCCCGACCUCCUCGCCCCCGAGGGCAAGAAGGAGCCCGCGCCUCUCCCGAACGGGGUGUCCGUGCCCCUGGGCUUCUUCACGAACGGUUACCCCGGCAACAAGCCGCCGCCGGCCCCCGACAACGACGGCAGCGGCUCGGAGAGCGGAUACGCCACGCCCAGAAAGCGCAAGCCCCUGCGCAGCGGCGCCGGCGGCAAGGGGGCGGAGUCUGGCGCCCAGCCCCCGCCCGAGGCCCCCGAGUCCCCCGCCCCCGAGCCCACGGAGAAGCCGCCGGGCCCCGCCUCCAGGGCGGAGGCGCGGACGAACAAGCAGGCGCCUGUCUCCGCGGCGACGCCCGUCACCAUGGCGAUACCGCCGCCGCCCACGGGGGCGUGCGAGCCGCAGCGAAGGAACUUUGACGGCAAGGCCGCCGGCGCCUUCGGCAGGAAGCAGGACGACCGGCCCGGCAAGGCCAAGUCCGGCCCCGUGGUCACGGCGACGGCCAAGGAGAGGGAGGACUCUUGGACCCUGUUCAAGCCCCCGCCCGUCUUUCCUGUGGACAACAGCAGCGCCAAGAUUGUGCCCAAGAUCAGUUAUGCAAGCAAAGUCAAGGAGAAUCUCAACAGGGCCGGAGGGGAGGUCCCGCCUCCGUCCGGCCCCCAGUCGGCCCCGCCCCAGGCCCCCGGGCGGCCCGCGCAGGUCCCCAUGUCCGCGAUGAAGACCAUCACCUCCUCCGGCUUCGCCAACGGCGCGCUCUGCUCCGCGGAGGGCCACGCCUACUCCCUGACCGGGACCCUGUUUGCCAGUACUGUACCCCCGGAGAAUGUAGCGCCCCCCGCGGACGAGGGCGGAGGCGUGCUGGACGGCGCGGUGGCCGAGCCGAGGAAGCCCAGUCUUUUCGUUUACCCCCUUGCCCCGUCCUCUUCUAAUAUGCAACUCGCCCUCCCCAGCGGCAGGCAGGCCGACCCGCCCGUCACCGCCCCCCACCCGGCCCCCGCCCCUGGCUCCGACCCCUCCUCCGCCCCCGCCAAUCAGAAAGCCCUGGGGGACAUCUUCCAGAACCAGUGGGGCCUGUCCUUCAUCAACGACCCCAGUGCGGGGCCGGAGGGGGGCGCCGUCGGGGCUGGGGCGGAGCGCGUCCCGGGAACGGGGGCGGUAGCGGAGGUGACCUUCCAGGGGGACUGUCCCGUCGCCCCGCCUGCCCCCCGCGAGGCGUCCGAAGCCGCGCCCCCCCCGCCGAAAGCCCACGAGUCGGAAAAACGGACUAGCCCCCAAACCCAUAGCAGUGUUUUAAAAGCGGGCCCUCCCCCGGCCCCGCCCCCUCUGAGGGAGGGCGGGCCCCAGGCGCCCGGGCCGGACGGACAGAGGGACGCCGCCGAGGCUCGGAAUCUCGGUGCAAUAGUGUUCGCUUCCCCUAAAGACCCCCCCGCCCCGGCUGAGCCCCUCGGGGCGUCGCCCACCAAUGGCGCGCCCCUGCUCCGAGGCCCCGCCCACCCCAAGGGCCUGGAGAGGAGGUGUAGCUGGGGGUCCUUUGAUCUCAAAGCUGCUGUUAGUUAUCACACUAAAGAAAUGGAGUGUGUCUUGAAUCUGCAAAAACAAGAUCCAAAAAGAGUUGUCCUUUACGGGGAGACCAAGGACGGGCCCAAUCAAUGAAGGCAGGAGUAAGAUGGAGGAGUCGCUACACUGUGGGGCGGAGCCAUCCUGACAGUCGCUGUUCACUCCUUUCAACAAACCAAUCAAAGUCCAAUCUUAUCGAUUUCAGACUCAAAUCCAAAGUCCUCGCUCGAGCAGCGGGGCGUGAAAGAGAGCGGUGGCAUUAGAGACUGCCCCACUGGGGUUCCAGAGAACCGAAAGGGUAUCGGGAGGUUGGCUGGAAGGGAGAGAGAAUCCUGUCUGCAGUUUUUUUGAACAGUGGGGGCCAGGGGCGGUUGUGGAUCAGUGGCCAGAUCGGCACGACGGCUCUCGGCUUGUCGAAAGACGGCAAAGGCAGUGCCGACGACCUGCCCUGGUGCAGAAGAGGACUUGCCCCCCCCCCCCCCCCAGACAGUGAGGACGGUGCGUGACUAUCGGGACUCCGAACGCCGCACUUCCUGCGAAAACGGACACUGGCCUCCUGGUAGCCGCUGGGGGUGGGAGGGGUAAGGACUCAGGGGUUAGAUAAGUGGGGACGGCCGAGGUCAGUGGGGUGCUAGCUUUGCUCCUGUCUCCAGAGAGGAGGAGGAAGAGGAGGAGGAGGAGAUGAUGACGAGAUCAUGGCCAUUAUGGGAUGCCUCCAUCACGUCUUUAUGAAUUCGAGUUAGCUGUCUAUAUCCGCGCUUCGCUUCACGCAUCGAUAUACCUGAGCAAAUUUGAAUCCAUAAACGAAAGAGUACAUUUGCUAUGAACUUCCUAUUUUUUUUCCUUGAAAGGUUGCCUUGAAAACUGUACAAAUGAGGAGAAAUAUAAAAAAUAACUAAUAAAAAAGAAAACUUAAAGACGGACAGAGGAACUGGGAGUUCUGCCUAGGCACAGGUAAACUAGAACACAAGUUAUAAAUACGACGGACUGUCAGGCCUUGGGGGAACAGUUGUCUUAACUUUAUUUCGCGGGGAGAAAAAGAGGAUCGUGCUGUACAUCAAGAGUUGUGCUGGACGGCGAUGCUUCCUGUUUUUUUUUGGGGGGGGGGGGG